AUGGAUUGUUCGCUGGAGUAUCUAGCAGAUCUUGUCAAGGAGAAAAAAGAUCUAGAGAUGUUUGUGGAUAACUUUCAACACGUUGAACGUCUCCUUAAUGAGGUUGAUGUGCGCGGAGCGCUGUUUCAAACAGAAUUUGUCACCGAACCUUUCGAUUUGCCAGAGCCUAUCGGAGAUGUAGUUACUAUCACAGAGAAAAUCUAUGUUCCCAAAAGAGAAUAUCCAGAUUAUAACUUCGUUGGUCGGAUUCUUGGACCCCGUGGUAUGACUGCGAAACAACUGGAGCAAGAAACUGGUUGCAAAAUUAUGGUUAGAGGCAAAGGAUCGAUGCGUGAUAAACGAAAGGAGGAAGCAAACCGAGGUAAACCGAACUGGGAACACCUGGACGAUGAACUGCAUGUGCUCUUACAGUGUGAAGACACCGAGAACAGAGCGAGAAUAAAGCUGCGCGCGGCUAUGGACCAUGUGAAGAAACUCCUUGUUCCGGCGCCUGAGGGAACAGACGAACUCAAAAGAAAGCAGCUCAUGGAGUUAGCCAUUAUAAAUGGAACCUACAGACCUUUUCACAAAUCUGGACUAUCCAACUCGAAUAGAAUCAUAACCCCUGUACCGCUCGUCUCUCCUAUCCGCGCUCCUAUUUUCGUUUCACCUACAAGCAGUCCUAACAAUGGAGUGGUACAGAAACCUUCGAAUCCAGGAUAUAUUGGAGCAAACUCACAGCAGCCGUUUGACUACUCUUCAUUCAUGAAUUCGAAUUUCCUCGAGUCUGCACUGGCAUCUUUUCAAAUUGCUAACGAGCUGCAUCUCCCUACAUUUCCAACGGCCACCUCAUUAGUAAACUCCUUCCCAUCGCUUUUUAUGAACACAAAUUCUGCAAAUUCCGUUACCACACAGGAUACUUCUACUUCAGCUCCAGCUCUCAGCCCAACCAAGUGUUUC
Messenger RNA from Ostertagia ostertagi, 939 nucleotides. Lineage: Eukaryota; Metazoa; Nematoda; Chromadorea; Rhabditida; Trichostrongylidae. The record is from the annotation of a GenBank genome assembly.